This is a messenger RNA of Zootermopsis nevadensis, 3489 nucleotides long. RefSeq names its product sodium-coupled monocarboxylate transporter 1. Lineage: Eukaryota; Metazoa; Arthropoda; Insecta; Blattodea; Termopsidae. The record is from RefSeq and is a predicted model, not a curated record. Gene Ontology annotation, molecular function: symporter activity. Gene Ontology annotation, cellular component: membrane. Gene Ontology annotation, biological process: sodium ion transport; transmembrane transport.
CAGCCAUUUUGUGUGCGCCCAAGAUCUGCUGAAUAAGAACGUAUUUAAAGUCAGUAGGCUACACAGUCAAAUACAGUUCUUGGUUUAACAAAUCGUAUUCAAUCUGAUUAAAAUGUGUUAGUAAAGAAAGUGGAUUCGGGAGAUCAGUAUAAUAAAUUGGCAGUACUGAUUACAUACCUCUAAACAUAAAAUCAUCAAAAUCGACCAGAAGCCAUGAACAUCACAGACUCAGAAGAUGGGGUACGAGAGAUGACGCGUCUCUACUUCGGCUGGAUGGACUUCACCAUCUUUGGAUUAAUGCUUGGAUUUUCGGCCCUUAUUGGGGUUUACUUUGGAUUUUGUGACAAGAAACAAGAAAGCCGUGUAGAUUAUCUAUUCGGGGGGAAAACCAUGAAAACGCUACCAGUGGCCGUGUCUCUUGUAGCAAGCCAUUUUUCAGGAAUCACACUGAUGGGUGUUCCAGCUGAAGUGUACUACCACGGAACACUUUAUUGGCUGGUCAAUGUGUCUUCCAUUAUUGUCGCUGUCAUUAUUAACUACAUCUAUCUCCCCGUCUUCUACAAUCUCCAAUUAACGUCAUCGUACGAAUACCUUCAGUUACGUUUCAACAGAAGUGUCCGUGUAAUGGCAUCUGUCCUUUUCACUGUCUCAAUGUUACUUUACGUUCCACUAGUUAUCUACGUACCUGCUUUGGCCUUCAGUUACGUUAGCGGCCUGAGUAUUCAUAUGAUCACCCCACUGGUGUCCAUUAUUUGUAUAUUCUACACAAUGCUGGGUGGUUUGAAAGCUGUGAUUUGGAUCGACUUCCUACAGUCAUCUGUCAUUAUAAUCUCAAGCAUAGCUAUCAUUAUCAUAGGGGUGAUCAAGGUUGGUGGUCUCGGAACUGUAUGGCAAAGGAGUUCGGAGGGUGGAAGGAUACUGAUAUUUGAAAUGGAUCCGAGCCCUUUCGUAAGAGCCACGUUUUGGAACGUCAUAAUCGGCAACAUAUUUUCGUGGCUGAACUACUGUGCAGUGAACCAGGGAAUGAUCCAAAAGUUCCUUGCGCUCCCAAGUAUCACAGAAGCAAAAAAGUCACUAAUUUUUUUUUCAGUUGGAAUAUUUAUAAUUAAAACUAUCAGCUGUUACACGGGUCUCAUCAUAUAUGCCACUUAUCAGAAUUGCGAUCCUCUGAAAGCUAAGGCGAUACAAGGGCAGGAUCAACUUGUGCCAUAUUACAUAAUGGACACUGCUGCCAUCAUACCUUGCCUCCCAGGUCUAUUUGUGGCGGGUGUCUUCAGCGCAGCCCUGAGUUCCAUGUCCAGCGCCCUCAAUUCUCUGGCAGGUACAAUGUACGAAGAUUUCAUUCGUCCCUGCAUGAAAUAUAAAGUAACGGAGAAAUGCGCCAGCUACAUCCUAAGAUUUGUCGUCGUCAUUAUUGGUGCCAUUUGCGUACUCAUGGUGUUCGUGGUGGAGAAGCUCGGCGGCAUUCUACAGCUGGCCUACACUACAGGGGGAGUAACAUCAGGAGCAUUUUUGGGGCUGUUCUCUCUUGGCAUCUUCUUCCCAAGAGCGAACUCUAAAGGAGCACUGACAGGAGCAAUUGUUAGUAUGCUGAUACUCGCCUGGAUCGCUGUCGGCGCCCAGAAAGCACUUGCUACUGGCACUAUGACGCAUAAGAAACUCCCUACGUCUGUUGAGGGCUGUUCAGCCGCCAACAAUACAACACUCAUAACAACCAAUCCCGUAGAAUCUCCACUAGAAGAAGCUUUCGUCCUGUUUCGCAUUUCAUUCAUGUACUACACGAUGCUUGGAUCGUUCAUACUGAUUGUAGUCGGAAUGAUCGUGAGUCUACUGACGGAGCCGACUAAUCCAGAAGAUUUGAACCCAAACCUAUUCGCUCCGUUUCUACGGAAAUACGUCACGAAACUGAAAGAAGAAGGAUGUAAGAAGACCCGUAAUGAGAGAGAGUUGCUCAACAUGCCAUCCGAGAAAAGAAGUUAAUUGACAGAAUUUUGACUCAGACGUUUCGUAAAAUACCUCAUAGUUUACGACGAGGCUAGGCUAUAAAUCAAUCAUCAUACAAUUUAGGGGUCAGAAUCUGUUUACAAUUACCACUAGACUAAAUUUAAUAAUACGUUAAAAAUGCAUGAAUAAUCUCCUCGCCAUGUUUGUAAUUAUAAAUACGCAAUAAAUAUUUCAUACAAAAUAUUAGGGUAUAUUAAUGAUCUAUUUCAGUGUAGUCUACCUGGAGUCUAGCGGCCCUAGAACAUUGCGACCAGAUAAGCAAAAUUAUUUGUUGAUUUUUAAUAGUUACUAGAAGCUAAUUUAUUUUCUUAACUUCGAAUUAGGUUAUCUUGUCUUCUGCUUUAACUAGGAAAUGGCAGUGACUUUAAAACUCUGUCGUAAAAUGUAUUUUGGGGGAAGUUUAUGCCACAUACAAGUUAUAGCAUGAGAAAAUUAAGAAUUAAAUUAAAUAUAUUUAAAUUUUGCUUAUUUCAGUAAGGUUUAUAUUUGAGCAAAUAUAAUGAUAAUGUAUUGCUUCAAAAUAAGAAAUGUUGGAGACCGUGAAAAUUUGAUAUUGGUUUUAAAAAGUAAGGUGGGGUUUCUUGGCCUUAGAGUCCAAAGAGUAAUUUAUUCUUGGUCCGAGGGGAAAUAAGUUAAAUAAUACUGAUCUGCUACAUUAGGAAGUUGCACAUUUAUUAAUUAGUUGCCGCCGUCAAACUAUCUGCUACUCACCCACAUUGUUGUUUCACAUCAUGCAAAAAAACAAUCCGAAACACAAACUGCGUAUUUACCGAAGAAGUAGUGUCACUGGUUAUGACAUCUGGAGUUUAUUUAAUGACGCUAUGUUAACUCUGAAAUGAGAUGUUUCAAUGUUAUAAACGGUAAAUCGGAGUGGAUAAAGGAGGAAGUGCCUGGUACUACCUUAAUUGAUUCAUCAAAAAAAAUUGUUAAAAUAUCAAAAACUCCACAACGGAUAAUUUUUUAUUUCUUGGUGUGAAGUUUAACGUUGCACUUUUCGAGUACUAGUUAAUAUACAACACGAAAACAAAAAAAACAAAAAUAAGCGGGCUUCAAGCAGGCAAAGUCACGUACUUUGCUAUUCUGUAAAUAAAAAACAAAACCCUUACGAAACAGAAUUGUGUGUUUUAAGCUGCAAACAUGCAGUGAACGUGUGAACUUCAGCUUCUCAUUGUGUACGUGCUAGGAGUAUAUAAAGAGCAGCAUGUGUGUGCUGUGUGGGUCUGACACUACGUCUCCAGGCGAUACAUCUGUAGUUACAGCCUUGUUCCCAUGGGGUCCUGACACUCUGGAAUUUUCUGUUUACAGACGGCAAGCGCACUGUGUAAACUACGUCCCAGAAGUUAGUGAGGUCAGGUUUCCUUCGUUGAACUUCUCUGUAGUAUUUAUCGAUACAACGCAAACUUUAGUCACUUCAUGUCCUUAAAUGAGCCGUGCAGUUUGAAGUGCUUUACUGUAUUAAAGGUAAUAAAGAUGGAAAUAAAAUCA